CUAUGGCUUGAACAGCAACAAAUACUAUAGAGAAAUUAAGUGGGAUGUUUUAAAUUCAUACAUCACUGGAUGAAUAGGAUCAACAUUUGUAAGAAAAGGACGAAAAAGUCCAGUCAUUGUUCAUCAUGGCUGAUGUAAGCCAUUGUUACAGCAGUCCUACAUAUAAAUAUGAAACAGGCUUAGUUUCAUUAAAACCGUAACUUAGUUUUGUCUUGCAUAUCCUUGAAUUCCUGGUUCAGUACUUUGGUUUCCCUUUAGAAUUAGUUUUCUCAUCAGAAAUGUAUUUCUUUUUUUGGUUAAAUGCUUUUAGUCAUUGAAUUUGCAGAAGGUGGUAUUGAAAAUCAUGACCAUGAACGACGAAAAGACAAAAAAGAAAGCUAUAGAGGCUGUUGCCGACAUAUAUGGGGUUGACUCAAUCGCGGCAGAUGUGAAGGAGCAAAAGUUGACAGUCAUAGGGGAGAUGGACACGGUUGCCAUUGCCAAAAAACUCAAGAAAAUAGGGAAAGUAGACAUUGUUACGGUGGGACCUGCUAAAGAAGAGAAGAAAGAUGAAAAGAAGACGAAAAGAAGGGUGAAAAAAAGAAAUGAUUAUCAAAAUUUGAAGCUUGUAUUGUCGGCUUUUUUUUUAUAAAAAUAACUUUAAAAGUUUCAUUAUUUAUAAAAUGUCUCACCUUCAAAAUAAAAUACAUUAUUUAUAAAAAA
Molecule: messenger RNA, 702 nt
Organism: Gossypium raimondii (Peruvian cotton)
Lineage: Eukaryota; Viridiplantae; Streptophyta; Magnoliopsida; Malvales; Malvaceae
Product: heavy metal-associated isoprenylated plant protein 39
Exons: 2
Coding region: 344-631 (95 amino acids)
Molecular function (GO): metal ion binding
Source: RefSeq, a predicted model, not a curated record